AUGUGGAAUGCAACAGGUCCCGACUCGAAUCGAAAUGCUCCUCCGGGGAUUGUCCCGGAUUACAGUCAUCCUGAGGAUGUAUUCUGGACGCUCAAUAUUGUGCUAGCAGUUAUCUGCGCCUUUUUCACUGCAGUUUUCUUCUUUAUACGGGUUUAUGUCAAGCGAACGAUACAUCGUCAUAUUGGGGUAGAGGAUUCAGCAUUUAUUUGUGUUAUCACGUAUAUUACAACAGUGUUGAUGAUGGCUCGAUAUGGCGCAGGUUAUCAUGCUUGGGAGAUACGUAAACCAGAAUACUACAACUGGUUGAAGUGGUUCUAUGCCAGUACAAUCGUGUAUAUCCCUGCCGCCUUCUUCACCAAAGCGACUAUUCUCCUCCUCAUGGCGCGUGUCUUUGCUGUCGAACCGCGGGUCGCAAAAGGAAUACGAAUAUUCAUUUGGGCUCUAUUGAUCGCAUACAUCCCGAUCCAAAUACUACGGAUCGUCACUUGCGAUCCUAUUCGAACGUAUUGGGAUCCGAAAGUCCGCAAUGCACACUGCCUCAACCAACGAAAGAUCUUCUUUUCCGAUUUAUCGUUGUCAAUCGUUACCGACCUCAUCAUUCUUCUCGUGCCAAUACCAUUGACAUGGCGGCUUACUUUGUCUAUUGGCAAGAGGAUCAAGAUUGUGUUGCUUCUUGGGGCUGGAGGAAUUGCCACAGCCUUAACGCUUUAUCGGAUUUCUAAAGCGGUUGAGUUUUUGAACUCGGAUGACAUUACGGUGGAUUAUACACCAAUUGCGAUUUUAACGAACCUUGAACUUACUAUCGGCUUUGUUUGCGCCUGUCUACCUUCGUUCAAUCUGUUGAUCGAACAUCACAUCCGUAAACGACGACGAGAACGAGGCCCAUCUGAAGUCCGAGAUCGAUCACGAGCGUCCAUGAUCAAGAGACACUUUCGAUGGAUCAGUUCUUCCACCCGCCCAUCUGCACAACCGACUCGUCCCACGAAUCGAGCCUCGAAUGGAAUGAUCGACUUGAAUCGAGAUUCAGACGGAAUGAUUGACUUGGAUGUUGAAAUGGCCAUGUUGACGGGCCAACCUGUACGAUUACGAUCAGAGAGAUUGAGUAGUACGGAUUCUGUUGGACUUCGACCGCUUGAUCAUCGACUCAAUUCAGGAGAUGGACGACGAGAGGGGUGGUUAUCCCAGGAUCAGGAUGACCAAGAUGAAUUGCAGGAUAGCAAGUUCAUAAUGAAAAUGGUACAGGAUUCGAGAGCUAGGGCAGAAGAGGGUGCUAAAGAGUCUUGGUGUCCUGUCUGGGACGGACCUAGAGAUCCUUUAGCGAGUCACGGAAGUUGGAAGUAUAGCAUACGGACGCAUUAG
Messenger RNA from Fusarium coffeatum, 1359 nucleotides. RefSeq lists its product as uncharacterized. The coding region runs from base 1 to 1359 and encodes 452 amino acids. The record is from RefSeq and is a predicted model, not a curated record. NCBI's taxonomy places the organism in Eukaryota, Fungi, Ascomycota, Sordariomycetes, Hypocreales, Nectriaceae. The transcript is spliced from 6 exons.